CUGCAGCCGGCUUCGCGAAUCGAGGUUGGCAGCUCUGCUGUGUGGCAACACGGCGGCAGCAUUGGGGCCUCGACGAGGCGAGGUGCGGGCGCGGGGCGUUUCGCGACUACCACGGCGCGGCGGCAGUGACGCGCGGGUAGCGAGCGUGGCAGCCCCGCGGAUAACAGGCGAGCUGCGCCAGCGCAGGCGAUGGCGUCGGCCGAGGACCCGUGCGCGCGCGCGCUGCUGUGGCUGGGGGCCCUCGCCCUGCGCGCCCGCCGCCCCGCGCGCCGCCUCUGCGGCUCCGUGCGCCUGGCGCUCGUCUACGCCGCCGCCCUCCUCGGGUGGGGGCGCUUCGCGGCGGGCGCGGGGCUGACGCGGCUGCUGUGCGGGCGCCUGGCGCUGGCCUCCGCGCACCUGCCGCUGGCCUUCGUGAUGAUGCUCUGGACCGUGGGGAGGAGCAUCUCUGACGCAGUGUGGUGGCCUCUGGGGCUGACGGCGUGGGAGGCGGGCCGCUUCGACAUUUCUCCUCUUGGAAGCGAGUAUGAUUCUACGGAGACCCCGUACUUUAGAGUUCGAUAUGAUGGUGAGGGUCGUUGCGACUGUCGCCAUCCUGGGAGCAAUAGGCGAUGUACUUGUUCUCACGGCUAUCCUGGGGUGAAAUCUGAGUGGGGGCGCUUCGCGGCGGGCGCGGGACUGACACAGCUGCUGUGCGGGCGCCUGGCGCUGGCCUCCGCGCAUCUGCCGCUCGCUGUCGUGUGGAUGCUGCGGUGCGUGGAUAGGUGCGUCGCCUACGCCAGCUGGUGGCCCCUGGAGCACGCAGCCUGGGAGGCGGUUCGCUUUGAAAGGAAACUGACCGGGCACGUUGGUCGUGGCAUCCCUAAUGUACUGCCUGCUGGUGGAGCUGCAUCCCGGAGACGAAGCGGUCACCUCCUUGGUGUCGACGCAGGAGUUCUCUGCCGCCCCCGCACCCACCGAGCAGCCAAAGCCCUGCGCCAUACCGCCACUUCACCGCCCCCACUAGCACUCAACGGCAUUGGAAAAAUCUGUUUUAUUCAGUUCGGGCAUUGGCAGUAUUUUGAUACCUAGGGAAUCGAUAUAUUUGCUGUGGACAUUGGCAGUAUACUCGUAUGAACCGAUUUGGAAAAUAUUUUACUAGUUUUACCAAAACUGCUGUGUGUAGAUGAUUGGCAUGCCAUAAAUCGAAUAUUCAUUUAAUAUUUCAAGCGUGCUCUUGCUUGCCAUUCUUCUAAUGGCUACUCUGCUACAUGGAGUAGGU
Gryllus bimaculatus (two-spotted cricket) is the source of this 1258-nucleotide messenger RNA. Lineage: Eukaryota; Metazoa; Arthropoda; Insecta; Orthoptera; Gryllidae. The record is from the annotation of a GenBank genome assembly.